AUUUUUACAUUAAAACUGCAACAGCGAAAGCACACCUCAUCAUGGCAGUCCAACUGUUCAAGAAGAUGGCAUUUUCUUCAGUAUAUCAAAAAUAUAUGGUUCCUGUAUCCAAUGAAGUCAUUAAUAUUCUUUUGUCCUAUGUGAAAGCAAAAACAAAUGAGCAGCCUCUUGAAAUGCUGGUGGAUGUUGGCUGUGGGACUGGACGCUACACUUUACCUCUAGCUCCUCACUUCAAGAAGGUCCUGGGAAUAGACAUGAGUGAAUCCCAAAUAAAUGUGGCUAAACAAAAUACGUUGGCAAACAAUGUGUCAUACAUGGUGGCUUCAGCGGAGAAGAUACCUGUGAAGAAUGAUUCUGUGGACCUGGUGCAUGCCGGACUUGCUGCACAUUGGUUCACAAUAGAUAAGUUUCUCAAUGAGUCAGUUCGAGUACUGAAGACAAAUGGAUGCCUGGCUUUACAUGCUUUUUAUCCAACCCCUGAGAUUGAAUACAAGGAUUUGUCACAUGAUCUGAACGCAGCAAUGUCAAAGGUGUGGGAUACGUUGUUCCCGUAUUUUGAUGAAAACACAGGUCACAUGUUUUGUCAGUACCAAAAUAUAUAUGAGGCUAUUCCACUAAAAGACAAGGAAUUGAUCACAGAUAUACCAGUCACCGUUCAGCUGUCCAUUCCUGAAAUUAUUGGAGUUAUCCAGUCACUUUACAUGUAUCAGGCAUUCAUGGAGAAAGAUGUGAAAGGAGCAAAACAUUUACUUACCCAGACUGAAAAAAGAUUCCGAGAGAUACUUGGAGAAGAGGCUGAUUCUGUCCGUCUGAAUAUGCAUAUUAAACACUAUUGUGCCCUUGCUUGCAAACACUAAGAUGACGACCUACUGAGUCUAUAUAUUCAAAUCAUGAAGUCUUCUUUUUUUCUUCUACUUGUUUCUUCUACUGAACAAAGCUAAUAUGAAUAAAAUCAUUUCAUUAAAGGGUAUCUGUCAGCAGUUUUAACCUAGGUGGGGGCUGGGGGAAUAGUACAAACAUAACUUUUGUGGAGCUUUUAUUAUCAGGACUAG
Molecule: messenger RNA, 1052 nt
Organism: Bufo bufo (common toad)
Lineage: Eukaryota; Metazoa; Chordata; Amphibia; Anura; Bufonidae
Product: putative methyltransferase DDB_G0268948
Exons: 6
Coding region: 42-857 (271 amino acids)
Molecular function (GO): S-adenosylmethionine-dependent methyltransferase activity
Source: RefSeq, a predicted model, not a curated record